Messenger RNA from Periophthalmus magnuspinnatus, 440 nucleotides. RefSeq lists its product as uncharacterized. NCBI's taxonomy places the organism in Eukaryota, Metazoa, Chordata, Actinopteri, Gobiiformes, Gobiidae. Gene Ontology annotation, molecular function: serine-type endopeptidase inhibitor activity. The transcript is spliced from 2 exons. The coding region runs from base 1 to 417 and encodes 138 amino acids. The record is from RefSeq and is a predicted model, not a curated record.
AUGCUAUGCUUUAUCAAAGAUAUGUUCUUAUUUCAGCCCGGCGUUCACACUUUUGACGGAGGACCUAACGUGACUCUGCUCAGACCACCCCCGGGAACGCCUGGAGAAGUGGACCCAUUAGACGUGGAGCUCCUCAAGGCACUGUCCACCUCUCAGAAGACUCAGAUGCCCUUCAUCUCCUGGUCUGGACCCACAGCGGAGACAGAAACACUCAACGACCAGUCUGCAGAAGGCUCUACUCCAGUAGAUGGCUGCUGGGAGCCUCUGGACCCCGGGCCAUGUCGGGACUACCAGGUCAGGUGGUACUAUGACCCCAUCGCUGACUCCUGUGCCCAGUUCUGGUUUGGAGGCUGCGAAGGGAACAGGAAUCGCUUUGAAACAGAGAGGAGCUGCUUACAAACCUGCGUCAGGGGGUAACACUGACUUCCAUCAUGGUUCUA